UUGAAUUUCAUUUCCUGUUUGGCCAGCGUGGGGAGCUGAUCAGCAGGUGACCAUGCCGAGCUCCUCAGCACAGGGAACCAUGCAGGCCCAGACUCCCAAAGGAGAUCCAGCCUGGACCGAGCGGGAGGUGCUGGAUCUGAUCUCUAUAUGGGGAGAAGCCUCCGUGCAGGCAGAACUCCCGGACCACGACGCCGGGGAAGGCACCUCUGCUGCAAAUGUUUCUAUGCUCCCGCGAUCGUUUCCGUCCCAGAGGCUGGCGCGGAUUAGAAGGCGAAACAAACGCACUUGCGACGAGAUGUUCUCCGAACUCUUGCAGGCUGCAAGAGCCCAGCAGAAUGCGUGGAGGCAAACAGUGGCAGAGUUCAGGAAAGCAGAAAAUGAACGCCAGGAGAGGAGGCGGGAGCGAGAGGAGAGGAGGUGGGAGCGAGAGGAGAGGUGGCGGGAGCAGGAGGAGAGGUGGCGGGAGCAGGAGGAGAGGUGGCGGCAGCGUGAUGGGAGGACACGGGAUGCAAUUCUGAGGCUAAUGCAGGAGCAAAGUGACCUGCUCAGGCGUCUGGUGGCGCUGCAGGAAAGGCAGCAGGAGCACAGAGCGCCGCUGCAGUCCCUGUAUAACCGCCUGCCCUCCUCCCCAAGUUCCACAUCCUCCUCACCCUGACGCCCAAGAACGCGGGCGCGAGGGGAGGGCUACGGGCACCCAGCCUCUCCACCCCAGAGGACUGCCCAGGCAACGGAAGUCUGGCAUUCAAUACGUUUUGAAGUGCAGUGUGGCCUUGUCCUUCCCUCCUCCCCUCAUCCCCCACCCCACCCGGUGCUU
Messenger RNA from Mauremys reevesii (Reeves's turtle), 814 nucleotides. RefSeq names its product putative golgin subfamily A member 6-like protein 19. The record is from RefSeq and is a predicted model, not a curated record. Lineage: Eukaryota; Metazoa; Chordata; Testudines; Geoemydidae. Bases 53 to 655 code for a protein of 200 amino acids. The transcript is spliced from 2 exons.